Molecule: messenger RNA, 978 nt
Organism: Suillus subalutaceus
Lineage: Eukaryota; Fungi; Basidiomycota; Agaricomycetes; Boletales; Suillaceae
Exons: 1
Coding region: 216-830 (204 amino acids)
Source: RefSeq, a predicted model, not a curated record
CAGCCUUAUGUGAGUGUGUGACCUAGUGUUGUUGGCAGAACUCGGCAGUUUUGCCAACCGGUCUGGCAAAACCGCUUGUGCCUGGUCCUGGGCAGAACUCACGCGAAAGGGGGUGGUAGAACCUGGCAGAACUCCAGGGUAUCCGAGACUCGCGGAGAUAUAAUUUAGAUCUCUGAUAACAAAGUUUGAAUUCAAGAGAACAUGAAAACCGCAUAAUGAUGGCGAAAAAACUCUCGGAUGACCUGCAGGCUUACAAUCAGUCACUAGCUCCAUUCGCUGGCGGCCAAGCGGACGGCCUUCCUUGGUGGAAAAACCUUCCAAUCAAUUCCGAAAUCCACCCACUCAAGGCCUUUUCUGUGACAAUAUUAAUCCUCUCAAUUGUAGGGCAUGCAGGCGAAGUAGAGCGCACAUUCUCUGAUCUCGGCACAACACAAUCCGCGCGACGGUGUAAUCUCUCAGUUGACACAUUUGAAACACUCGGCAAAAUUCGUGCAAACCUUCGACACCACAGCGCCGUGAAAGUCGCGGAGACUGGGAAGCCCACCCACCGUCGACAUGCUCACAUGCACACUCGUGAAGAGGUUGGCAUUGCUGUCGAGACUGCACAGGAUCUUGAAGCAUCCUUCGCGUGGGCACCUCCACUCUCGACCGAACCUCGCGAUGCAAAUGACUUGCUUGCUGGUCCAGAGAGUAUCUCGCCUGAUGAUAUUGCUGCUGAAUUUGCAGCUCUCAAGGAGUUGAAAAGGACUGAAGAAGUUCAUAACGUUAACGAAGUUGAGGUGCUCGAGGGAAAUGCACCGACGGCCGUUCAUAACUGCAAGCAGGGUUAGUACAUAAUGAUAUCAUUCAAUGGACUGUUGGAGUCCAGCUAGGGAAUUGUACAACAAUUUAAAUACAUAUUUAUUCACCGUAUAAUAUUGUUACCUUCUACGUAAUAUAUAUUGGCGACGGUACGAUCAUUUCUAUUAUAUACUGUCG